Messenger RNA from Cucumis melo (muskmelon), 2112 nucleotides. Its product is annotated as acyl-coenzyme A thioesterase 2, chloroplastic. The coding region runs from base 57 to 1526 and encodes 489 amino acids. NCBI's taxonomy places the organism in Eukaryota, Viridiplantae, Streptophyta, Magnoliopsida, Cucurbitales, Cucurbitaceae. Gene Ontology annotation, biological process: acyl-CoA metabolic process. The record is from RefSeq and is a predicted model, not a curated record. Gene Ontology annotation, molecular function: fatty acyl-CoA hydrolase activity. The transcript is spliced from 6 exons.
UCAUGUAAAUGUGGUGAUAGAAACAGUUGAAUAUUUGUUUAUAAAGAGGUAAUGCAAUGUUGAAGAUCAAAUGCAAAGUUCAAGCUUUGAGCUCUGUUUUCACCCUCAAAUCUUGGACUUCAAUCCCAAAACCCAGUUUCAAUUUCAAGUUUCAAAGAUUAUUUUACAUGGAUGCCAAUUCCAAUUCCAAUUCCAAUUUCAAUUCUUCUCCUUCGAGGACUAUUUCAGUUUUCUCCACCAUUCCUCUGCCUCCGAGUUCCGACGCCGUCAAUGGCUCCGGCAGUUCCACUUCGUCUCGGAAACCCAUCAAUCUCUGGCCGGGGAUGCACCAUUCACCGGUCACUGCUGCUCUUUGGGAUGCUAGGUCGAGUAUCUUUGAGAGGUUGCUUGAUCCUCCUAAAGAUGCGCCACCGCAGAGCGAAUUGCUUACCAAAACUCCUUCUCAGAGUCGGAUUAUUGUGAUUUAUAAUUUCUCUUCUGAUUUUAUUCUGAGAGAGCAGUAUCGUGAUCCGUGGAAUGAGGUCAGAAUCGGAAAGUUGCUUGAAGAUCUUGAUGCCUUGGCUGGUACCAUCUCCGUUAGACACUGUUCUGAUGAUGAUAGCACAACAAGACCACUUUUGCUAGUGACUGCUUCUGUUGACAGGAUUGUUCUGAAGAAGCCAAUUAGUGUUGUUGCUGAUUUGAAAAUAGUUGGUUCAGUCAUAUGGGUUGGGCGAUCCUCAAUUGAGGUUCAGUUAGACAUGAUCCAAGGCACAGAAGAUUGCUCAAACAAGUCAGACUCAGUUGCUCUGACAGCAAACUUCAUCUUUGUGGCACGCGACUCUCAGACUGGGAAAGCUGCUUUGGUUAACAGACUUUUGCCUGAGACUGAGGAAGAAAAAUUACUUUUUGAGGGAGCAGAAGCCAGGAGUAACUUGAGGAAAAGGAAGAAUAGAGGUGAUAUGUGGGGGUUGGAAAAUGGGUACUUAAAAAGAAUUGAUGCUUUACUAGCAGAGGGAAGAAUCUUCUGUGACAUGCCAGCCCUGGCAGACAGAGACAGCAUUCUUCUCAGGGAUACUCGCCUUGAAAACUCUUUGAUUUGUCAACCACAACAAAGAAACAUACAUGGUAGGAUCUUUGGAGGGUUUCUUAUGCAACGAGCAUUUGAGUUGGCUUUCUCAACAGCAUAUGUAUUUGCCGGAAUGGUGCCUUACUUUUUUGAAGUUGAUCACGUUGAUUUCUUAAAACCUGUGGAUGUCGGUGACUUUCUACGUUUCACAUCAUGUGUUCUUUACACAGAAGUUGACAAUCCAGAUCAUCCAUUAAUCAACAUUGAAGUUGUUGCCCAUGUCACUAGGCCCGAGAUCAGGUCUAGCGAGGUCUCGAACACAUUCUAUUUCACUUUCACUGUGCGUCCAGAGGCAAAAGCUAAUGGGAAAGGAUUCAGACUUCGUAAUGUUGUUCCCGCAACGGAAGAAGAAGCUCGUCGUAUCAUUGAACGCAUGGAUGCCGAAAGAGAUGCCAAGGGACUUGAGCAAGCAAUCUGAAUCAGGAAUAAACCAACCAAGACGGCAACUCUAAUUCACAACCCCUUUGACCAAACACACUAACAAUUUGUUGAGGCUCAACUGAGCCGCCGAGGUAUGUUCCACUCCAUUUAUAAUAUUCGGGUUAAAUAAACAUCUUUCGCUCAAAAUAUAUUUCACUCUGAAUAAGGUUGAACUAAAAUAAUAAGAAGAAGAAAAAGAAAAAUAAAUAUCAAUUUGUACUCUAAGGUUAAAUUAAUUUAGAUCUUUAACUUCGGUAAAACAGAACAACCACUAAAACUUAUAAUUAUAUCAAUUAAGCUCUUAAAUUUUUAUAAAUAAAUCAAUUUAGACUUGUAGUAAAAUUUGUCUUUUAGAAUCAACAAUGUAUUUACCUUGGUUAUCUAUUCUAUAAUACUGAUAUUUAAAUUAGUCUACAUAUAUUUGAGAAUUAAUGCAUUAGUAAAUUACUCAUCUAGUAUAAGUUCGUAGAUUUCAAUUCACGAAGGAUGAGACUCAAAGAGGUACUAUCUUUAAAUAGCAUGUCAAGGAUCCUACGUUGAAAAAUUGGAUAGAUUUUCACCAUUAUCGUUGAAUACAUAAGUUA